AUGAACACGGUCCUCUUGAUUGCGACUUCUCUGUUGCGGGCUGCUGCCGCCAUGAAGGUGGUGCAGGACGCGGUGCAGCGGCCUCCACCGCCGACUCCAGUUCCGACGCCUCUCCCGACGACGGAGCCGCCGACACCAGCCCCGACGACCUUGGACCUGCUCCCGGGAGUCGCUUGCCCGUGUUUGCCGCCGACGUGUUUUGCAGCAUACGACCUCAAUAAUGACUCCUGCCUCAGCCAAGACGAGUGCGACCUGCAGGUUACGCUGCUGGGGAAUUGCACUGGGGUAGCGACUUACGGGCCAGCGGUGUGGGAUUCAGACGAAGACGGCUGCAUCAACUACACUGAGUGGCAGGACAUCUUUGCGGCUACGAACGGGUCCGUCUGCCCAGUCGAGGUCCCAGAGAUACCCGAUGAGUGCGAUCCUGGCUAUUAUCUUGUCGCCAAUCCUACGGAGUGCCAAGAAUGCAUUGGUGGCGAAGUGCGCAGGCGCCGCGCUCUCGAGUGCACGCCGUGCCCGGCAGGCUUCGUGGACUUGAACUGCGGGGACGACUGCGUUGACAUGUCUGCCACCCUCGUUGCCCCCACUCGGAUUGCGCAAGAAAUACUGACAACAAUACUUGCAACAUUCCUGUCUUACCUGGGACCCCCGGCUUCUGCGACGAGUACGCGGUCGGCGACAACGUCACGAUCCGAGGAACGGACCCAGAUUGCGUGA
Messenger RNA from Prorocentrum cordatum, 717 nucleotides. The record is from the annotation of a GenBank genome assembly. Lineage: Eukaryota; Dinophyceae; Prorocentrales; Prorocentraceae.